AUGAUUGAUGUCACGCGAGACAAGAUUGCAGAUUUUGAGAUGAGGCUGAUGGAUAUAGACAGUGAACAUCUGGGAUUACCUGAGGCCGAGUACCACUCAAUCGUGAGGAUGCCUUCGAAUGAAUUUUCAAGGAUUUACAAAGAUCUCAGUAGCAUUGGUGAUACAGUUGUCAUCUCUAUGACUAAAGAAGGGGUGAAGUUUUCCACUGGAACCGCUAACAUUGUGCUCAGGCAGAACACAACUGUAGACAACGAUCAACAUCCGGAAGAUGCGAUUGUGAUAGAGAUGAAUGAGCCAGUGUCGCUCUCAUUUGCCCUGAGGUACAUGAAUUCAUUCACAAAGGCAACUCCAUUGUCCGACACAGUGACAAUAGUGGUUGUGGAGUAUAAGGUUGCUGAGAUGGGUUACAUUCGUUACUUCCUUCAUAGUUUCAUCAAAAUUAGUUAUCUUUGA
This is a messenger RNA of Capsella rubella, 453 nucleotides long. RefSeq names its product proliferating cellular nuclear antigen 1. The record is from RefSeq and is a predicted model, not a curated record. Lineage: Eukaryota; Viridiplantae; Streptophyta; Magnoliopsida; Brassicales; Brassicaceae. Gene Ontology annotation, biological process: regulation of DNA replication; mismatch repair; leading strand elongation. Gene Ontology annotation, cellular component: PCNA complex. Gene Ontology annotation, molecular function: DNA polymerase processivity factor activity; DNA binding.